GCCCGCUGGUGCCGUCGGGCCCGAUGGCGAGCACGUCGGCGGAGAUCGUCGCCUUCCUGCUGACCAUCUCCGGCUGGGUGCUGGUGUCGUCCACGCUGCCCACCGACUACUGGAAGGUGUCUUCCAUCGACGGCACGGUCAUCACCACCGCCACCUUCUGGGCCAACCUCUGGAAGACCUGCGUGACCGACUCCACCGGCGUCUCCAACUGCAAGGACUUCCCGUCCAUGCUGGCUCUCGACGGUUACAUCCAAGCCUGCAGAGGACUAAUGAUCUCCGCUGUCUGUCUGGGUUUCUUUGGCUCCGUUUUUGGACUGGUUGGGAUGAAGUGCACAAAAAUCGGCGGAUCUGAUCAAAAUAAAGCAAGAAUAGCUUGUUUAGCUGGACUGAUUUUCAUACUGUGUGGGCUGUGCUCCAUGACUGGUUGUUCCCUGUAUGCACACAGGAUUACGUCUGAGUUCUUUGAUCCUUCUUUUGUUGCACAAAAGUAUGAAUUAGGAGCAGCUUUAUUCAUUGGAUGGGCUGGAGCUUCACUCUGCAUCAUUGGUGGCAGUAUAUUCUGCUUCUCAAUAGCUGAGAACAGUAAAUCUCCAAGGAGAGCGUAUGCAUAUAAUGGAGCCGCAUCUGUGAUGUCGUCUCGUACAAAGAUUCACAACAGUGUCCCAGACAAAACCUCACCAAAGCACUUUGACAAGAACGCUUACGUUUAAGUGUACUUUUCUAAGAUCUGAAGCCAGUUUUAAAAAUGAGUUUGUAUGUUUCAUUCAGGGUGAUUUCCCCCCCCACCUCCCCACAACACAAUGGAAUUACCACUAAGAAUGAAUUUGUAAGGUGUUAUCUUGCAGCUUUUUCCACGUUGAUGUAAAUUUUAUUAUAUUUUAAGAUUGAUGUUUGUAUUAUAAAGUUUAUACCUGCAAAUCAUGCAUUGAUGCUGCUUUCUAAAAAAGAAAAAUAAAGAGGGUAUUUACAGA
Molecule: messenger RNA, 971 nt
Organism: Gallus gallus (chicken)
Lineage: Eukaryota; Metazoa; Chordata; Aves; Galliformes; Phasianidae
Gene: CLDN10
Product: claudin 10
Exons: 5
Coding region: 24-710 (228 amino acids)
Biological process (GO): bicellular tight junction assembly; cell adhesion
Cellular component (GO): bicellular tight junction; plasma membrane
Molecular function (GO): structural molecule activity
Source: RefSeq, marked validated